AGAGAGGCUUGGGAGGCGGGAGAGGGAAAGGACAGGAAAGGGCCUGGACUCUGAAAGGCCGGCCAUUGCCCACCCGCGGAACGAGCUGCGGUGGGAGUGGUCGGGGAAGAGCUGGGUCAGGGGUCUUCCAGAGUGGCCGGGAACGCCCGGACUCGAGUUGAGCUGCCCGCAGGACGGACGGACCGUAGGGGAAGCCAGGGGAGUGGGGUGCUGGCGGUGCGCACCAUGUCGUCUCUCGGGUCCCAGGAUGUACACACUGCUGUCCGGGCUGUACAAGUACAUGUUCCAGAAGGAUGAGUACUGCAUCCUGAUCCUGGGCCUGGACAACGCCGGGAAGACGGUUAGACCCGUAAUCCCAGCAACUCAGGAGGCUGAGGCGGGAAGAUGACCUUCCUGGAGCAGUCGAAAACCCGGUUUAACAAGCAGUACAAGGGCAUGAGUCUGUCUAAAAUCACUACCACCGUGGGUCUAAACAUUGGUACUGUAGAUGUGGGAAAGACUCGCCUCAUGUUCUGGGACUUAGGAGGACAGGAAGAGCUGCAGUCCUUGUGGGACAAGUACUAUGCAGAGUGCCAUGGUGUCAUCUAUGUCAUCGACUCCACUGACGAGGAGAGGCUGUCUGAGUCGAAGCAGGCAUUUGAGAAGGUGGUGGCAAGCGAGGCGCUGGACGGUGUCCCCAUCCUGGUGUUGGCCAACAAGCAGGAUGUGGAGACUUGCCUCUCAAUUCCUGACAUCAAGACUGCGUUCAGUGACUGCACCUGCAAGAUUGGCAGGCGAGACUGCCUGACCCAAGCCUGCUCUGCCCUCACGGGCAAAGGAGUGCGCGAGGGCAUCGAGUGGAUGGUGAAGUGCGUCGUGCGGAACGUCCACCGGCCACCACGGCAGAGGGACAUCACAUAGGCACACCUGAGCCCUGCCUUGGAUGGCCCUUCUGCAAGUGCUGAAGAAGCUCGCUCCCUGCCACGGGCUCCUGUGCCAUGGGGCUGGGGGUUGGGUUUGCUUUGCCUUUUGCUUCCUUCAUUUGCUCUGUGUUUUCUGUAAGACAAACUACUCUGUCUGGAAAACUGUAGGCAUCCAGAGGCUUCUGCCAAGAGGCGCCGGGCAGCUGGGCCCACCUGGCUCCAGGCAGGCCACCACAGGCUGGGAGACCUUCCCAGUCCAGGCAUGGAGCUGGGUGAGGCCCUGGUAGACAGGCUGCCCUUGAGGCCUGCCUGCCCAUUCAAGGUGGGGUUUUUAGGGAGAUGGGUUGGAAAUGAGGAUCUGGCUCUGGUGGGUAUUCUGUCCAGCUUUCCCAUGAGGAGGCAGGUAUGGCUAUGCCUCAUAUUGGAGGUGGUCUGGGGCUGGUCUUACCUUGAGAGGAUCUGGUCCACAGCAGGGCCCUGGGCUUUGGUGGAACCUUGGGACAGAGUGGAGACCUUCCUAGGUGGCCAUGCCCACUGGUCCAUUAUCAUCUUGCUUUAGUCCCCAGGGGAGGGGUAACAUGAAAAUGCUGGGAGGUCGUGCAGGUGUGUAUGUCCUUCUUACCCUGCAGGUUGGGUGGUGUUUCUGGAGAUAACACUCUGCCCUUCCAGUGCAGCCAGGGCAGCAAUGCAGUCAGAACAGCUCCUGUCCAUCCAUUCCAUGGAGCAGCCCAAAGGCCAGGUUCCCUUCUGUCUGGCAGAGUGACUGUAGCAAGGAACUGUACCAUGGGCCCUCAGGGUGGGCAGGUGGCAACUCCCCAGGCAAGUAAGGAGCCAUGAAUGCAUCCUGUGGGUGUGGAAAGCAGCCCAGCCACAGUCCAGAGAAUUGGUGGCUCUUUGUUCCAGAUCAGGUCACAACCAGACUUUAUCUUGGAGGGGGUGGGAAAUGGGUGUCUAGCUGUAGUCCUUGAUAAAGUCUCUGUUCCCACCCUUGCAGGCCCCAAAGGGUGUUCUGCAGGUUGAUUCUUAGGACCUGAGGGUCUCCAGCCUCAGGAAGGACCUGGCCACCCUGGAAGGGGAGAGGGUGGCAGACCCAGUUCCUUAGGCUCUCUGGAUAGGUCUGGAGGCCACCUUGUUUCUGAGAAGGCAAUGGGAUGCUUGAGGUCCUUGACCGGGCUUCUCAUGGGAAAUCCCCUUGCACAUUAGAAGUGGGUGAGACUCAAAAGAUCAGGGUAAAGGGGUCCCUCUAGCACAGUGAGACGUCCUGUGGGUGCUCCCCCAUCCUUCCUCUGCUACUUAACCAGAGCAAGACUUGGGGAAAUGGGUAUUUCACAGACCUUCCUGUGGAUGAUAUGCCCUGGUGUUUCAGGUAUGGGUGGGAAAGGCGGGCCCAGACCCCAAGGUCUGCUGAAGCACCUGGGCAGGGUGGAACUUCCCACCAGGUAUCCCUGCCUGUCUUUAACAGAAACAUGACUUUAAAGCAACAAGUCUUACAAAAUGGCUUUUUAAAAUAAACCUUAAGAAGUCUC
Messenger RNA from Marmota monax (woodchuck), 2428 nucleotides. It is a transcript of the gene Arfrp1, whose product is annotated as ADP ribosylation factor related protein 1. Gene Ontology annotation, cellular component: Golgi apparatus. Lineage: Eukaryota; Metazoa; Chordata; Mammalia; Rodentia; Sciuridae. Gene Ontology annotation, molecular function: GTP binding; GTPase activity. The record is from RefSeq and is a predicted model, not a curated record. Gene Ontology annotation, biological process: protein localization to organelle; Golgi to plasma membrane protein transport; intracellular protein transport. The transcript is spliced from 8 exons. The coding region runs from base 385 to 900 and encodes 171 amino acids.